Megalops cyprinoides (Indo-Pacific tarpon) is the source of this 2058-nucleotide messenger RNA. It is a transcript of the gene lrrtm4l2, whose product is annotated as leucine rich repeat transmembrane neuronal 4 like 2. Gene Ontology annotation, molecular function: protein binding. Lineage: Eukaryota; Metazoa; Chordata; Actinopteri; Elopiformes; Megalopidae. The record is from RefSeq and is a predicted model, not a curated record. The transcript is spliced from 3 exons. Bases 1 to 1683 code for a protein of 560 amino acids.
AUGGGGCCCCUAGUUUGGGAGGGACGAUUGGCAUGUCUCCUUCUCCAGGUCUCUGUUCUGCUGCUCCUUUGCAAAGGGGAGAGGAUGUGUCCCUUGAGCUGCCGCUGCGAGGGGAAGAUUGUUUACUGUGAGUCUGGUGCCUUCCAAGACAUCCCAGAAAACAUCUCCGCGGGGUGCCAGGGCCUCUCCUUGCGCUACAACAGCCUGCUGACUCUGCUGCCUUACCAGUUUGCCCACCUCAACCAGCUCAUCUGGCUCUACCUGGAUCACAACUCCAUCAGCGGCAUAGACAGCCAGGCCUUCCAGGGUGUGCGGAGGCUCAAGGAGCUGAUCCUCAGCUCCAACAAGAUCAUGCAGCUCCACAACAGCACCUUCCACGGCGUGCCCAACCUACGCAACCUGGACCUGUCCUACAACCAGCUCCAGGUGCUGCAGCCGGGGCAGUUCCACGGGCUGCGCAAGCUCCAGAAUCUGCACCUGCGGUCCAACAGCCUGAAGAGCAUCCCCAUCCGCGCCUUCCUGGAAUGCCGGAGCCUGGAGUUCCUGGACCUGGGCUACAACCGCCUACGCACCCUCACCCGCACCACCUUCCUGGGCUUGCUCAAGCUGACGGAGCUGCACCUGGAGCACAACCAGUUCUCCAGGAUCAACUUCUUUCUCUUCCCACGCCUCACCAACCUGCGGUCACUCUACCUGCAGUGGAACCGCAUCCGAGUCGUCAAUCAGGGCCUGCCCUGGACCUGGUACACUUUGCAGAAGUUGGACCUCUCAGGCAACGAGAUCCAAGCCCUGGAUCCAGCUGUUUUCCAGUGCCUGCCCAAUCUACAGAUACUCAACCUGGAGUCCAACAAGCUCAGCAACGUGUCCCGGGAGGCCGUGGCAGGCUGGACCUCCCUGACCACCAUCAGCCUGGCAGGCAACGUGUGGGACUGCAGCCCCAGCAUCUGCCCCCUGGUGGCCUGGCUGAGGGACUUCAGAGGCACAAAAGACACCACUAUGAUAUGCAGCAGCCCAAAGUCACUUCAGGGAGAGAAAGUAACGGAGGCUGUGAAGAAUUACACAAUCUGUGAUGAGGAUCCAACUCCAGCACCAACCCCCGCACCGACCCCGAGGCUAACUCCCACGUCGACAGCAGCCACCACUCGGCCUCCACCUCCUCCUACUACCACUACUACCCAAGCUCCUUCAACUUCACCUAAACGCAGGCUACUCCCACAGCCCUUCGCUCCCAAACUGGCAGAUAUGGACUCCAGGGAACCUCAGCCCAGCACUCCUCCCUUCUCUGACAACUCGCCUUCCACUCCGGAGCCAGAGUUUGAGCACAUGUCCUUCCACAAGAUCAUUGCGGGCAGCGUGGCGCUCUUCCUGUCUGUGUCCCUGAUCCUGCUGGUGAUCUACGUCUCGUGGAAGCGCUACCCCAACACCAUGAGGCAGCUGCAGCAGCACUCAGUGGGGCGCAAACGCAGGAAAAAGGCCCAGGAGUCAGAGCACAACCUUAACUCCCAGCUGCAGGAGUAUUACAUGAGUUACAACCCCACAAACUCUGAGACCAUGGACGUGCUGGUCAAUGGGACAGGACCCUGCACCUGCACCAUCUCAGGCUCCAGAGAAUGUGAGAAUGAAUAUGUUUGUCCUAGACCACUACCGGGAGCUUGGCUUGGAGAUAUACCAACAAUACACUGAAGUAAAAAAAAAAAAAAUGUCUGUCUCCUGAGUGGACCACAGGCCAAGGAUUCACACGUACACCCAGACUAUUACCCCCACCCUCUGCACUCAUCCAUUCCAAGACCUUCCUUGCUCCUGGAAAACACAGACGGCAGUGGAUCCUUCUCAAGCCUUGAGGAAGAGCCAUGGGGAAAAUUGCUUCAGAAUAAAUUCGGCUGAAUACCCAUCUGUGACUUCAGCCCAUCCGCAGUGAAUGGGGACUUCCUUUCCCUACACAACCUAAUAAAGUUAAACAAAUUUUAUACACAUGAGUGCCAAUUACACACUACUGUUGGUUAGCAAGAUGGAUGUUAUAUUGUGGGAACAGUGACAUCUAUAAUGGGAAAAAGAUAU